CAAAAGUGAUGAAAUUUAUAUCACUUGGUAGAAUGAUAAAGGCAUUUGAUGGACUAAGUUUGAUAAGAAAAAAUUUGAGGACCAAAUUUAGAUAAGUGAUAUAUUUGAGGGACACAUCAAAUUAGUGGUAGUAAAUUUAGAUUUUUCCCUGAAUUUAUGCUUUCAUCACUUGCAGUGAGAGCGACGCAGGUGUUAAAGACCAACUCCCAGAAUUCUUAGGCCGGAAAUGCCUUAUGGAAUAUUGGUAUGGCAGGCUGUCCGCUGUUUUAUGCUCCCUCUGCGAGUAAUGCUUUCCCUGCGUCCCCACCACGCAACGGGCCUCGCCCACAAGAAAAUUCACUUCUAGACCUAGCGCUGAAGACCAACAAUAAAUGUACUAGCCGCCUCGUCCGACUACCAGGUCAAGUGCGUCAUGGUUGUUGCGGUGGUAGAAUUCACAGUCCUAGAACAGCCUCUAAUUAUGUAGAUGACGAUAUCCAUUCGCUGUUGCAGAUUCUUCCACAUGAUCUGCGCGAGAAUAUUUUGUGCGACUCAAACAGGGCUCAACUUUUGGAGGUGACACUGGAUCUGGGCCGGCUGCCGCAAGCAUGUUAUUUAGGUGAUUCCGAAAAGCGGGACCUUAGGAAGAAGGAGGUAUCAAUGGAAGAACUGGAAUAUGCUCAAAAUGCACUUGGAGAAUUUGGAGGCAACAAUAGAACUGGCAUUGCAGGCACUUUACAUCGGGUAUCUGCCAUCAGGAAUAAGAAUGGGAGAGUUGUUGGUUUGACUUGCCGACUUGGCAGGCCAGUUAGAGAAAUAAUUGAAUUGACUCGGGAUUUGCUUGAGUAUGGUAAAAGCAUCUUGUUUCUGGGAAGGCCUGGUGUUGGAAAAACUACAGCCAUAAGAGGGAUAUCUCAUGUCCUGUCAGAUGAGCUUCUUAAGAGAGUGAUUAUUGUUGACACAAGCAAUGAAAUUGGGGGUGAUGGGGAUAUUCCACAUCCAGCAAUAGGGGGAGCACGGAGGUUGCAGGUUCCUGAUCCAUGCAUGAAGCAUAAAGUCAUGAUUGAAGCAGUAGAAAAUCACAUGCCUGAGGUGAUCAUUGUUGAUGAGAUUGGCACCGAAGCUGAAGUUCAUGCUUGCCAUACUAUUGCACAGAGAGGAGUCAUGCUUAUUGGUAGUGCUCAUGGCAAGAAGCUGGAGAAUAUUAUUAAGAAUCCUAUCCUAUCUGAUUUGGUUGGAGGGCUAAAAACAGUAAUCUUGAGUGAUGAAGCAGCUAGGACCAGAAAUUGCAAGAAAAUCAUUCUCGAGAGAAGAUCUGCUCCAGUAUUUCCUUUUCUGAUUGAAAUGAGGGAAAUGCACUACUGGGUUGCUCAUCGGACUGACAAGAGUGUGGAUGAGUUGCUUCAAGGAAAAAAACCGCUGGUUGAGGUAAGGCGCAUAGAUAAGCAAUUCAAAGUUGUGAUUGAAAGAUGGAAAGUAGAGGACUGAUAUUUGCUCCUUAAUCAAGAUAAUGGGAUGAAUACAUAAACAUAGUUAACUUCAGCUAUGAAGUUGUGCUGACAAGAUGCUACAAGCAACUAUUUGCAGAUUCAUAGAAACGCCUAUUUCUGGAUUGCUCAAAUGGUGGUGCAUAUGUCUAUUCUUUUUGGGAUUUUGACUCUUCAAAGUCUUCUAACAUGCAUGUUUAUAUUGUUCAACAAAUUGCUUUUCCUUGUUACAUAUAUGUGGUUAGGUGCCACACAUUACCUUCA
This is a messenger RNA of Sesamum indicum (sesame), 1730 nucleotides long. RefSeq names its product P-loop containing nucleoside triphosphate hydrolases superfamily protein. Lineage: Eukaryota; Viridiplantae; Streptophyta; Magnoliopsida; Lamiales; Pedaliaceae. The record is from RefSeq and is a predicted model, not a curated record. Gene Ontology annotation, molecular function: ATP hydrolysis activity.